Molecule: messenger RNA, 1209 nt
Organism: Heterobasidion irregulare TC 32-1
Lineage: Eukaryota; Fungi; Basidiomycota; Agaricomycetes; Russulales; Bondarzewiaceae
Exons: 8
Coding region: 1-1209 (402 amino acids)
Biological process (GO): mitotic DNA damage checkpoint signaling; protein phosphorylation
Cellular component (GO): nucleus; cytoplasm
Molecular function (GO): ATP binding; protein serine/threonine kinase activity
Source: RefSeq, a predicted model, not a curated record
AUGGUUAUGCUUCUUGAUGAGGAGACAAGCCUUCCCGUCUCACUGCGGGCAUGGAGAGAUAUCUGUCCAACGAACGAACCUCAGUGGCAGCAGCCAUGGGAGGCACUGAGUAGUUUUUUCAAUGCAGCGGGCUAUCAACGAUUUCGUUCGCGCGGUCGCAAUAGCAUGACUUAUCCUGACGAGUCUUUGCCACCAUACCCUGCUCUUGAUUCGUUUGGAUUAUACGGAGAUCGAAGCGAGUUGAAACCCACUUUUUUUCCCCUAUCGCAAGUUGUCGCUGCUCGGGAUAGGGAGAACCGAGAUGUCGUCAUCAAGGUAGUAUCGAAGGGCGACGAAGGGCGACGAGAGCUGGAAAUUCUCCAGCUACUCAAUUCGGAACCUCUGCGCUCAGAUCCUGCGAAUGCGACAGUGAGAGUAUUAGAAUUCCUCGAAUUUCAUGACUGGCACUUCGUUGUCAUGCCACUAUGCGAUCAAUGCGAUGAACUGCCUUUUCUGAAUGUGUCGGAGGGCUUUGAUUUCGCAGAUCAGGUCCUGGCAGGUCUCGCAUUUUUGCACGAAAAUCGCAUAGCACACCUGGAUAUCUCAUGCGACAAUAUUCUCAUUAAUCAUCACGGGACGGUGCCACAGACUGAGAUUUGGACUACGCCGUCUGAGCCGAUCUAUAAAAUAUGGCCUCCUCCUGAGUGGCGAUCAACAUUUCCUGCGCGAUACUUUUUCAUCGACUUCGGAUAUUCUCAGUAUUUUGCAAAAGACGCGAGUCUUGACAAAUGUCUCGCAGAACCUUUUCCUCAAGGAAGGGAGCACCGGGCUCCUGAGAUGAGAAGAGCCACCAACUACAAUCCAUUUGCCGCAGAUGUCUAUGCGACAGCACGCACGCUUUAUGGAUGGCUUAAGGAUGCUGCAGAUGAGACACCCAGCCUCUUGAUUCUAUUGCGAGAUAUGACAUCUCAGAACCCUUCUCGGCGACCAACCGCCAAGAUGGCAUUAGAACGAUUCCGUGCUCUGCGUUCCACCAUUCCAGGCGAGAAAUUGCUUGAAGUCCAUGAACUUGAGCUCAUCGAUUAUAGUCUCGUUCCAAGAAGUUUCAUUGUGAUGUUACGUGACCUUAUAGAAACCAGGCAGUGGACUAUCGCGUACCGGUUUACAUGGAUCAGUCUCAAGAUGUGGGUCACCAAGACAUUUGGACUGAAACCUGCCGUUCAGUUAUAG